AUGAUAGUUCAUAAUUUGGUAAACCCCUGUGUUGCAUUGGGUUCGCAAUUGUCUGUUAGUGGUCAUCGGAAUUACCCGUUUGUGGUUAGAUGCAAUAAACAUGUCUCCUCUAAGGGGGAUAUUGCCUCAGUCUCCCUCCAGUCUCCAUCUGUUCCAAUUACAUCGGAUGCUGUUGCUGUAGCCAGUGACAGGAAAUACGGGAGUAAGCAGGUUAUCAGCCUUAGUCCAUGCCUGUAUGACUACAUAUUAACAAAUGUCAGAGAGCCAGAGAUUCUUCGUGAACUUAGAGAGGAGACAUCAAACAUGCGUGGUAGCCAGAUGCAGGUUUCUCCUGAUCAAGCACAACUACUUGCUAUGCUUGUUGAAAUCUUAGGAGCCAAAAAGUGCAUUGAACUUGGGGUUUAUACGGGAUAUUCAUCUUUGGCAAUCGCAUUGGUCCUACCUGAGGGAGGUCGACUGGUUGCAUGUGAAAGAGAUGCAAAAUCUCUUGAGGUUGCAAAGAAGUAUUAUGAGCUCGCUGGUGUUUCACAUAAGGUGGAUGUGAGACAUGGACUCGCAGUGGGUACUCUGAAGUCUAUGAUUAUGAAUGGUGAAAGUUGUAGUUAUGAUUUUGCUUUUGUUGACGCUGAGAAAAGAAUGUAUCAUGAAUACUUUGAAUUGCUGUUACAAUUGGUAAGAGUUGGAGGACUCAUUGUGAUUGAUAAUGUUCUUUGGCAUGGAAAAGUUGCUGAUCCACUGGUGAAUGACUCUAAAACUAUUAGCAUAAGGCAUUUCAAUCAGAAUAUAAUGGAGGAUCAACGCGUGAGCAUAAGUAUGGUGCCAAUCGGCGAUGGAAUGACAAUUUGUCGGAAGAGAUAA
Molecule: messenger RNA, 858 nt
Organism: Oldenlandia corymbosa var. corymbosa
Lineage: Eukaryota; Viridiplantae; Streptophyta; Magnoliopsida; Gentianales; Rubiaceae
Source: the annotation of a GenBank genome assembly